This is a messenger RNA of Procambarus clarkii (red swamp crayfish), 948 nucleotides long. RefSeq names its product neuropeptide-like protein 33. NCBI's taxonomy places the organism in Eukaryota, Metazoa, Arthropoda, Malacostraca, Decapoda, Cambaridae. The record is from RefSeq and is a predicted model, not a curated record.
UCGCUGGCACUCCCACAGGAGAGCCUUAACUUGAUUCCACCUUCCUCACCUGUCAGUGGACCGACCCGAGUACCACUAUGGUCUCCAAGACGGUCAUCGCCCUUGGGCUUCUGGCCACCUUUUGUGCUGUAGUCAUGGCCGACCCUGAACCCGGUGGUAGAUAUGGUGGUGGUGGUGGUGGUGGUGGUAGAGGUGGUGGAUAUGGUGGUGGAGGAGGGCGUGGAUUUGGAGGUGGAGGCGGCGGAUAUGGCGGAGGUGGCGGCGGUAGUGGAGGCCGUGGAUACGGAGGUGGCGGCGGUGGUGGAGGCCGUGGAUAUGGAGGUGGCGGAGGUGGACAUGGAGGCGGCGGCGGCCGUGGAUACGGAGGUGGGGGAGGUGGAGGCCGUGGAGGUGGUGGCGGUGGUGGUUAUGGCGGCUACGGAAAGUAAAAUGGUAAUCUUUAAUAUUACUCACAUCUUACGUGUAAAAAUAUAUGGUAUCCCAGACAAGAAUAAAAGUAUAUUAAUUUAAAACAAAAAACUUUAAUAAGGAAGAUCAUCAAAACUCAAAGCUGUAAUUUUCGCUACUUCAUACAUCUCUUAAAUAUGUUAACUUCAUAAUAUUACAAUUUAUUAAUGUAAAAAAUGCUGGUUACAAGGAGAAUAAUUUUGUAAGUUGAUGUAUUUUCUGGCUACAGGGGCAUCACCAGGAGACACAGCAACGCUGCUGUGAGCUGCAUCUGUGAAGAUCUUAUGAUAUUAAACUCUCCACACAUAUUUCUUGUAUCAUAUUCUUCAUUAACUCCUUCUGUACCAAUACUUUGUGAAGUGUUGGGCUUGAGACCUCACAGCCUCUAGAGGGGCUAUUAAGGUUAUCUUGUGAUGAUUUCGGGGGUUAUUGUCCCUGCGGCCCGGUCCUCAACCAGGCCUCGUCUUUGUUACACACACCCCAGGAAGCAUCCCACAGUGG